This is a messenger RNA of Rhododendron vialii, 952 nucleotides long. RefSeq lists its product as uncharacterized. The transcript is spliced from 2 exons. Gene Ontology annotation, molecular function: zinc ion binding; nucleic acid binding. The coding region runs from base 4 to 846 and encodes 280 amino acids. Lineage: Eukaryota; Viridiplantae; Streptophyta; Magnoliopsida; Ericales; Ericaceae. The record is from RefSeq and is a predicted model, not a curated record.
CCAAUGCGAGGACUUCGAACAGCGAAAGAGAUGUGGGAUUAUCUAGAGAAAGUCUACCAACAAUCAAACCUCGCACGUAAGUUUCAGAUCGAGUAUGAUAUGUUUAGCUAUGAACAAGGUGAGAAAACUAUACAGGAAUUUUAUGCUGGUUUCAUGGACUUGUGGUCUGAAUAUGAGUUUGUCAACAUGGGCAAUAUGACCACAGCUUGUUGUAUUCAAAAUCUGAAGACCAUUUAUGAUGAAAGGAAAGUGAUGCAAUUCUUGAUGAAAUUGCGGUCAGAUUAUGAAAAUAUCCGGGGUAAUAUUUUAAACCGUGGUACACUACCAACCAUGGAUAUGGUUUUAGGGGAACUUCUUCGAGAGGAGACAAGAAUAGCAACACAAGCCAUUCUAAAAGGGAAAAGGACUGUUGAGUCAGUUUUUGUUGCAAAACAAGGCUUCGGAAAACCGUUUCAAAGGGAUUUGUCCAAAACUCAGUGUUUUGAAUGCAAGGAGUUUGGCCAUGUGGUAUCGCACUGUAAAAAGAAGAAUGUAUGUGUUUAUUGUAAACAGCCUGGGCAUAUUAUAACUGAGUGUGUUGAAGUUCAACAGAAAGGGGGCAAAUAUUUCAACCGAAAGAAAUCUAAUCACCAAGCUUAUCAUGUUGCUGGUGUUACAUCUGAUGGGUGCAAUACUGAUGUGAAACUGGGCAUGGCUUUUCCCACAGGCUUGCAGAAUGGGGCACCGAUUAAUGAUGACAUUCGAAAUUUGGUACAAAGCUCUGUUUCUUCCUCUAUUUCCUCUGCUUUCUCAGCCAUUGGCUUGUCUGGACCGUCGCACUGGGAUGGUGAAGGGGAAGGGUCGUAGAAUUGGUCGACUAUUUGCUCUGGAGUUUGAGAGGCCGAAUUGUGAUACUUGCCUAUUUACUCAUUCAGAUUCAGAUUUUUCUAUUUCAAAUAAACUUUGGCAUAUG